Molecule: messenger RNA, 651 nt
Organism: Medioppia subpectinata
Lineage: Eukaryota; Metazoa; Arthropoda; Arachnida; Sarcoptiformes; Oppiidae
Source: the annotation of a GenBank genome assembly
GUCAAAAUUGGAAAGCUAGAUUAUGGCUCAAUUGGUCCGGGCAAAAACGAGUUGGUUAUGGCGUGGAAUGAUUUGACUUUAGUGCAAAAAAAUCUUUUGGGAAAACCGGUAAAGAAUAUUCUGGACUCACUUAACGGUCAAAUCAAUUUCCAUUCAUUGACGGCACUAAUGGGUCCGUCGGGUGCGGGAAAGACUUCACUAUUAAAGUGCGUUAAUAUGCGCUCAAACGCUGGCCUCACGGCUGACACACAGAUGUUUGUCAGUAAAUACACAGAAUUGAGGACCGCUUUCAUAAUGCAAUCGGCGGACGAACACAUCAUUAAUGGAUUAACUGUUAGAGAAUCGCUAUUAUUUGCCUCAAAACUGAAGAAUAAGAAAAGUGUUGGACUGAAAGGUCGCGAUAAUAUAGCGGCCGAAACGGGAGAUUCUGCGAGCGUUGAGCCGGGUUUGGGUCCUAAGCAUCAGGUCAUCGAUGAGACCGUUCCGCUCGACAUCGACGGCAACUUUGAUCACGAUAUGAAUGUCCGGCGAAUACUAUUAGAUCUGCUUUUGGCUGAUUGUGCCGAUAAUGCCGUCCAGACAUGCAGUGGUGGCGAACAGAAGCGUUUGACAAUAGGUCUGGAAUUAGUCCAACAAAAUAAGCCAAACCUC